Molecule: messenger RNA, 954 nt
Organism: Zea mays
Lineage: Eukaryota; Viridiplantae; Streptophyta; Magnoliopsida; Poales; Poaceae
Exons: 1
Coding region: 110-724 (204 amino acids)
Molecular function (GO): calcium ion binding
Source: RefSeq, marked validated
UCUCUCUCCUCAUCCACCACCAGUGCCUCCACGAAUCUUCAACAGGCAAAGCCAAUCAAUAAUCACCAGCCACAUCAAUCCAUUCCCUUUCCUCUCCCGCUCCACUUCCAUGGGCAAGGUUCGGUCCUUCUUCUCGCGCUCCCGCAGCGGCAAGCGCGGCAGCGCCCGGAGAGCAGGCUCGUCCUCGCCGCACUCCUCCGCGGCCAGCGCGCCGCCGUCCCCGUCCCCACUCCCGAGGAGGUCACCGUCGUCGUCGUCAACCACAACCAGGGACGAGACGGAGCGCGUGUUCCGCAAGUUCGACGCGAACGGCGACGGGCAGAUCUCGCGGUCCGAGCUGGCGGCGCUGUUCGAGGGCGUGGGCCACGCCGUGACCGACGACGAGGUGUCGCGCAUGAUGGAGGAGGCGGACGCGGACGGCGACGGCUGCAUCAGCCUGCCCGAGUUCGCCGCGCUCAUGGAGUCCGCGUCCGCCGACGCCGCCGCCGUCGAGGAGGACCUGCGCCACGCCUUCAUGGUCUUCGACGCCGACGGCAACGGCCUCAUCACGCCCGCCGAGCUCGCGCGCGUCCUGCGCGGCCUCGGGGAGUCCGCCACCGUCGCCCAGUGCCGCCGCAUGAUCCAGGGCGUCGACCGCAACGGCGACGGCCUCGUCUCCUUCGACGAGUUCAAGCUCAUGAUGGCCGCGGGCGGCGGCGGCGGAUUCGGCAGGAUCGGUGCCUAGGAACAAGGAUCCUGUGCCUGUCCUGCUCUGCCUCUGCCCCGCUCCGCUCCGCUCCCACAAAUUGGAUUUCUUUCAUUUUAUUAUGUAUGUACAUAUACUACACUGGAAUCACACGGACAGCGCCACGUAAAAAAGCCCCCUUUUUCAUUUGGUUUUUGUGUACUAUACAAUGCAAAUCUGCAUCCAUUGUACUGCUAUGGAUGUUCAAUGGAAUUGUUUCGGCUUUCAUC